Molecule: messenger RNA, 7854 nt
Organism: Dreissena polymorpha
Lineage: Eukaryota; Metazoa; Mollusca; Bivalvia; Myida; Dreissenidae
Product: fibrillin-1-like
Exons: 40
Coding region: 1-6204 (2067 amino acids)
Biological process (GO): cell-matrix adhesion
Molecular function (GO): calcium ion binding
Source: RefSeq, a predicted model, not a curated record
AUGGUGACACAUAAUCAGUUGUUUUACCAGUCAUAUGACUUCUCAACUGUUAGUAAUGCUAACGUGAACGCUAAGGUUAAGGGAUUUGUUAACGAAAGCUAUGGCGAGGCAAAGUUCGAGCCCAUCUAUGUGCUGAAGGCCACGUGGAAUGCGGCAAAAAGAUUUGGAGGAAAUGAUAAUGUUACGUUCCAAGUCAUAUUUACAAGCAACGGGACGCAUUCGUACUCGUUCAACUGGUACUAUGACGGCGGAAUGCUUGAUUCGUUUGACUCACCAUUUAUUGGUUACAUCGCUGACGGUGACUAUGAGGGCCUUGACAACACAGAAGACGGCAGUUUCUUACGACGAGCUGAUAAAAAUCUAAAACUUAACAGAAAUACAAAUCUUUUCGCUAACGAUCAACUUAAAUGCAACAUCUGGUACAAGAAAGAGAAAUCCAAGGCAUCCAUUCAUAGGAACAUGGAAUUCCGAAUGCCUGUUUGUCCUUGCUUUUAUGAUUGGUUGCAAUGGGACCGGAGCUUCAGUUUGUUGGACGCCACUUGGCACUCGACUUACGUCAUCCACGUACCUAUGGAACCCGCACGUAGGUUAUGGCCAUAUGGAAAGUCAUGUGCCUAUAAUGCAUUUACCGGUUCAUUCAUCGGAUUUGGGUUAGAAGCUGGCACGUUUGCUUCUGUCAAUCGGUUGAUAGCUUCCCGCAGCCAUCAGUUGGAGGACCUGCACUUCAAGAAUGUGUGUUGUGAGAAGACAGACCUUUGUGGUCUGUACUGGGAAGUCAGGCCUCUCGUUUCGCAAUGUUAUUCUUGGUUCCCGUUCUCUCUGCGAGCCCGAGGAGUUGGUGAUCCUCACUUUAACACGUUAGAUGGCGCAACCUACACCUUCAACGGCCAUGGCGAAUACAUGAUGAUGAAAAUAAUUGAACAAGGUUUAGCCCUCGAGAUCCAGUGCCGAACACGGCGAGCAAAGAAAGUCACAGGCGAUCUCUCUGACGCUACCGUGUUCUCCGGCUUUGCCAUACAGGGCGAUAGGGUCUGGAUGCAAGUGGAGCUAAAUGAGGCUGGGGACAAGACACGGCUUUUCGUGGGCACGAGGAUGACUACCGCACAAGAGUCAAUUUUCAAAUAUGCGGACGGCUAUACCCACGCCAAUUUUAUACAGGAGAACUUUACUCCGAAAUUCCUGGAGGAAGCAAACGCUACAUUGCGAGCGGAAGCAGAACAGAAGUGCAAUGCAAACCUUCAGUGUGUAUUUGAUUUUAUCUUCACCGGAAAUGAGCAACUUGCAAGGGAGACCGAAAGGACGGAAGAGCUUGCAGUACGGGCAAAUGAGGCAGCAAGCAACCAAAUUCCGAAUAUAACUGUGGUAACUGGAACACAGAUGGUCGACAACAAGAAUAUUUUGAUACUGAACGUCAACGAAACAAAGUCAAUAACAGUAAAAGGAGAAGACGAUGGAAGCACUAUCACUGUUACUGACAGCAAGAAUGUGAGCGCUCCCAUUCUGGACAUUGUCAUCGUGGUGUGUUCUCUGUGUAGCGGUCACGGCACGUGCAACACGAGCGUAUUUAGAGAGGCCCAGGGCAAUCCUAACCACAAAUUAGCAACAUGCCAAUGCGAGCCGUACUGGACAGGGGAUGAUUGCCAAACUGACUUUGACGCAUGCACAACUAACCCUUGUUCAUUUGAACGCAACUGCACGGACACAAAAGCAGAGGCACACAAAGCUAAUCCCUCCUUACCGGCAUAUACUUGCACUCCAUGCCCUGCGGGCUUUGAAGACAAAACUGAUAAGUGCGAGGAUAUCAACGAAUGUAAUAACCAGCCUUGUGGUCUACAUUCUUGCGUCAACACAGUUGGAAGUUUUUCGUGCGUUUGCAAUGCUGGAUACCGUUUGUCUUCAACCAAUAAUAGCAUGUGUAACGAUAUCAACGAGUGUGAUGAGUCGACUAGCGGCUGUGAACAUAUCUGCAACAACACCCAGGGCAGCGUCACAUGUGCCUGCUUCUCCGGAUUCGUGUACAAUUCAACAUCAAAACAAUGCAAGCAAGAUACGCCACCCAGCGUCUGUAUAGGUAAAUGUAACGGUACAGACGGAUGUGUGGAUGCGAACAACACAGCCAAGUGUUUCUGCAAAGCUGGUUACAAGCUGAACGGUAACAACACAAGUUGCGAAGAUAUUAACGAGUGCGAUACAAUUAAACCAUGUUCCCAAAAAUGCAAUAACAGUGAUGGAAGUUACCAGUGCAGUUGUUACGAUGGAUACACACUUGGAGUUGACAAAACCACUUGUGAAGUUUGCCAAUUCCCCAACUACGGCGCUCAGUGCUCUAAAAUUUGUCAGUGCGGGGCUGGUUCCGAUAGCUGCGACCCUGUACACGGAUGCGUCUGUAAGACUGGCUGGUCGGGAACCGACUGUGACAUCGACAUAAACGAGUGCGACACGCCAAAUAAAUGCGUUCACUCAAAUAAAGUGUGUACGAACACGGUCGGAUCUUACACAUGCACGUGUCGUGAAGGGUUCGAAAAUAGCACAUGCGAAGACAUCGACGAAUGUCAGAGGCCAGCUCUGAACACUUGCAGUCAGAAUUGUACCAACACGAUUGGUGGUUUCAUUUGCUCUUGUGCGGAAGGCUACAUUUAUAACGCGACCGACUCGACGCAGUGCGCAGAUAUCGACGAGUGUGCAGCUGGCGUAUCAGGGUGUACACAUAUUUGCUUCAACUACGCCGGUCGGUUCAGCUGCGACUGUUACUUUGGGUUCCAACUUCAGGACGACCGACAGACUUGCGUUUUAGCAAAUGACGUGUGCAUGAAAGAGUUCCCAGACAACGGCUGCUCAGACAUUUGUAGAGCGGACCUGCAAAACAAGACCUACAAGUGCCUAUGUAACACCGGUUACAAGCUUGGUGCUGACAACAAAACGUGCAUAGAUAUAAACGAGUGUGAAGAUUCGUUUUUGAACGAAUGCUCACAGACGUAUGUAAAUACUCGUGGGGGUUAUACGUGCGCGUGCAAUACGGGCUUCAAACUAGCCAAUGACCUACGCACUUGUGAUGUCUGUGACCCUUUCCACUAUGGCGACAACUGCACUACCUUGUGUGGCUGCGAUGUGGGAGCCGAGAGGUGUGACAGCGUGACAGGAUGCGUGUGCAAGCAGGGCUGGAUCGGCGCCAAGUGCAACAUAGAUGAAAAUGAGUGCGCUGAUCCAAACAGAUGUCCGGGUAGUAACACAAUGUGCUCCAGCUCUUACCAGUGUGGCUGCAUGACGGGUUAUACAAAAGAGGGUGCAAACUGCGUUGACAUAGACGAAUGCUUGAAGUCCAACGAUUGUCAGCAGAUUUGCACGAACACAGUGGGUAGCUACAAGUGCAGUUGUAAUCCAGGUUACGUACAAAAUGACAAAGAGUGCACAGACAUUGAUGAGUGCACGAACGGACAGUCUGGUUGCGCCCAGGUGUGCACAAACACCGACGGGCGCUUCCGUUGCUCAUGUAACGAGUUUUACAUGCUUGCCGACGACAAAAAGGCGUGUUUACCGCAAGAAAAGUGUUCUACCCCAAACCUAUGCACAAACGGAGUUUGUGCGAUGAUACAUGCCACAGAAACAUGCCCGUGCAAUGCAGGCUUUCAGUUCAAGGCAGGAAACAUAACCGUGUGCGAAGAUAUUAAAGAAUGUGCAAAGAAUCCGAAUCCCUGCUCGCAAUCAUGCUUAGAGACAGAGGGCUACUAUGAAUGCGCGUGUAACCAGACAGGCUACCAGCUGGCUGAGGACAAGACAACUUGCAUAAACUGCUCCGCUGGAAAAUUCGGUCAAAACUGCACACAGACCUGCGAUUGCGUAGAAGCUAACACUGAGUCAUGUGCACGUGAUACUGGUACAUGUACGUGUAAGGCAGGCUUGAUAGGGACCAAGUGCGAAGAAGACAAAAACGAGUGUAGCACAGACCCUUGUACCGCGAAUUCAACGUGCCAAAACACGAAUGGGUCAUACGUUUGCGACUGCAAUUCUGGCUACAUUAAAUCUGCAGAUGGAACAUGUCGAGUUUGCCGGUCCUGGCAAUAUGGAGCCAGAUGUGCAAGUGACUGUGAGUGUGACACUAACAACUCGCUUAGUUGCUCAAACACCAAUGGAACAUGUACUUGUAAAAACGGAUGGCGAGGAGACAACUGCACCACGAACGUCAAUGAAUGCCAGGCUAACCCAACCAUUUGCAAUGACUCUUUGAAGACUUGCAAGGAUGAGCUUGGGUCUUAUACAUGCGACUGUAAUUAUGGGUACAUAUUGCUUGACGGCGUAUGUACAGAUAUAGACGAGUGUUUGGAAGGUACAGAUAACUGCACUCAGAUGUGUAACAAUACGGUUAGGGGGUUUGAAUGUGAAUGUAACCCUGGAUUCAGUGGCACUGGUAAUAAUUGCACUGCUUGUGCGGAUGCCACAUGGGGUGUACAGUGUAACAGGAGUUGUGGCUGCGUAGCGAACAACACACAAAUCUGUGACAAGGCCACCGGUUGCACCUGCAAGACUGGAUGGAAGGGAACCACGUGUAGUGAGGAUCGAGAUGAAUGCUCAGAAGGGACCCACAACUGUCGACAAGAUCCCACGUGUGUCAAUAAUAACGGAUCAUUCACUUGUCCAUGCAACAUCGGAUAUACUGAUGUUUCCAAUGUAUGCACAGCAUGUAGCAACAAUAACUAUGGGAAUAGCUGUAACACGUCGUGUAAUUGCAACACCACCAACGCAUUGGUUUCAACGCAGACUUGCAAUCAUGUGAAUGGCACGUGUUUGUGCAAAGCCCAAUGGGAAGGUGCUACGUGUGAAGCUGAUGUAGACGAAUGCAAGCUUGGUACUCAUAACUGUGGACAAGAUUCCACGUGUGUCAAUAAUAACGGAUCAUUCACCUGUCCAUGCAACAUCGGAUAUAUUAAUGUUUUCAAUGUAUGCACAGCAUGCAGUAACAAUAAAUAUGGAGACGGUUGUAACAAACCGUGUAACUGCAAUGCCACCAACACGCUCACACCAACGCAGUCAUGCAAUAAUGUUAACGGGACGUGCAUGUGCACAUCCCAAUGGCAAGAACCGACGUGUAUCACUGAUGCGGACGAAUGCCAGCGCGGAACACACAAUUGUAGCGCCAACCUCAAAAAGUUCUGUCACAAUACUAUCGGAGGGUUUGCAUGCUCGUGUCUGACAGGCUUUAAGGAAGGAACUAACGGAGAAUGCGUGGCGGAAGGCACCAUGACCACAACAUUACCCCAAAGUGAAAACGCUGUCGUAAUUUCCGUCAGGAUUAAUAUUGCCGAAUCUAAAGUCAAAAAUUUGAACUUUUCUGUGAAGGCGACGUUCGAUGAGAUGGCAGCUAAAUUGAAUAAAUCGAUUUUUAAUUACUUUAAAAACCCUAUGGGGAGCAAACUAAAGCAGGUGACAAUUCACAGUAUAAAAAUUGGUAGCUUGGAUGUGAACGCAUCCCUUAUAAAAGAAAAGAGCGAGGAGGCCUCACAAGUCUUCUCACAAGCCUCACAAGACUUGAUAAACGGUACACUGGUCUUGGACGGCGAGUCGUUCCCGUCGAAUCUCUACGCAAUCAACGGGAUACCCAUUGAUACUAAAAAAACUGCGUAUGAACAAACGUGUGCUAUCUACCUGAGUGAUCGUGGCCAGUGCGAUAACAACUACGCAUGCGUGGUGGUCGAUGAAAGGCCUUCCUGCGAAUCUGUCAAGAAGGAUAACGAUUUAGGACUGGUGCUUGGUCUUGGAAUUGGCAUUCCGCUGGGUCUGAUCGCCUGUCUGGCUGUAGCCGUUAUCAUCAUUUAUGCAUUAAGAAACCGACGCAGGAAGCAAUCAACUGAUAACGAAAGGGACUCGAUCAACAAUGGCUUUUUCACACGCGGAAUACCGGUUAAAAUAGAUACAUGGGGCCGACACGACCCUUUGUAUAAGCAGCACAGCCGCCAAUGGGACUCCUCGUCCUCCUCCUUCUCUGACGACGACCGGUCGAGUCGACUUUAUAAGGGUAUUGAAUAUCCGGCAUAUAGGGGCAUUGAAUAUCCGGCACAGGAUCGAUAUGUAUACGAUAAUCAACAGCAGCCUUCGAACUUCUCGUGGGACUUCAUAUACAAAUACAUAUCUCCGGACGAUUCAUAUCGCAUUCAGCGACCAGUGACCGAAAGAAGGCCAAACCCUAUAUUCGAGGGCACAAACAUGUGAAUGGAUAUAGUAUAAACUUAGCCAGUCAACAUAUAUGCUGUCAUGCAUAACGUCUUCAAAAGAGCAUUCAUCUCAUCCAUUCUUCCUUAAUAUCACAGAACAGAACAGAAUAGUUUAUUUGACUUAAGCAUAUACAGCUCAUCGUCGUUAACAUACAUAUACAAUAACAGCAUGCGUUACAAUUAAAUACAAAAUAUACAUCAUUCGAAAGAAGAUCGAUUAAACAAAGAAUGAAAUACAACAUGUUUAAGUGAGAAUGUCACAUGGAAGACGUUGAUACUGGGUGACCACAUAAUGUAAAAAGUUGUUUAAUGCUUGCAACAAGUAUUACAUUAUUAUACGCUUAGUGGCUUUAUGAAAGAUAUAUAAUAUAUAGCAAGUUUCAAGAUUGUUUGUUGGAAAAAAACGGCAAAACGCCACUGACCAUUGAUAAACAAGUAAACACAGUAUAGUCAAAGUGUAUCAAUGAAUUACAAAUACAAUCAAGUAAAUAAAAUAUUCUACAAUGAAACAUGUUCACAUAUAUAAGACAUUUUCUCGCAUUUCAAAGCCUUUUAAACAAAACAUGGCUAAUUUUCUAAACACAUUUUUCUUUGAACUAUUAAGUAAUUCGAUAAAUAUCGUUUUGCUGAGGAUUUACAACUGUAGUUCCGGUGAUACAAUGACCAUUUAGAUGACUGUUGUGUAAUUUGUUAAUAGUUAUCACAAUAAAAAGCUAGUGUGACUUUAUUGUAUCUGUUUGGGAUAUGACUCCGUUUUUGUACAUAUCUUUCUCUCACGCGGUGCUCCAAAGACGAAAUAGUUGUUUUUUAUCUUAGAUAUCAUCGAAAUGUAAAUAAAGCAUUAGCUUGUUUCGGGUUAUGUACGGUUGCACAUGCUUCGGGUCACACAUUAUUAAUUAGAAUUGAUAUAUUGAUUAUUUUUACUGAAGAAAACAUUUGAUUGUUGAAAUGAUAAACCAUUGUUUGAUAUUGUAUAAUUUCGAGUUUCGAUAUACGUGUACAAUAUCACACCAAGUACAUCGGAAUGAUGGUAUUUCAUAAGAUUGCCUUACAAAUGACGAAAAUCUUAAUGAUCUUUUCCUAUAAUCGACACAAGGCGCAAUUUUAGAUUGUUUAAAUCAAUAUUUUUGUGUGGUCGCGACUUAGGUCUUCUCCGUUGUUGCAAAUGGGAAGAGCAUAGUUAAUAUAUGUCGAUAAUUUGUGUGUAACGAAUAUGAAAACAUAAACCAUAUACAUAAUAUCAAUAUUAAAGGUAUAUUUAAUUGCUUUAAAUGAUUGGCUUUAUGGAACCGUAGAGUUGAUAUUCGAUAUCUUGUUUUACGAACAUCUGUUUAAAUGUGUUUUUCUUUCACCAGAUUCUCUUGUAUGAAUAUGACAUAAACAUAUAUUAAUAUCUGCUAUUGAAUAUAAUACACAAUCAGUUAAACAUGUGUUUAUUAUAGAAUUUUACCCAUAUUCAUAUUGUGUCAAGAAUAUACUUAUGUUUGUUUGAUGUUGCAUCAAACUGUAAUCAAAGUUAAAUUUAACUGUUACUAUUAUUUGUUUAUAUUAAAUAUAGAUUUGUUUUGAUGUAAUGCUUAUUUAUAUUAAUCAUAAUAUACCUUACUUAAUUUGACAUAAUAUUGUAUUAAUAAAAGUGGGCAACAUA